Angiostrongylus costaricensis is the source of this 3501-nucleotide messenger RNA. NCBI's taxonomy places the organism in Eukaryota, Metazoa, Nematoda, Chromadorea, Rhabditida, Metastrongylidae. The record is from the annotation of a GenBank genome assembly.
AUGGGAGAGCGAGGUGGCGGUCGUCGCCACCAUUUGACUCUCGAGUCUGGAGAGCAUCUACUCCAUCUAUAUGCUUAUAGGUCCAGUUCAUUAAGAAUGGUGAGUCGUAAAAUUUUUUCGUAUAUCCACUCGUUCCUUUUUUCAGGUCAUCGCUUUGUUUUCUCCCUUUGUUGUUGUAGCUGUCGUAAGUCAAUUAAGGGUCUGUUCUAUGUCUUCUCAUUAGCAACUCUUGGGCUAUUUCGCUUAAUUCUGCAUUGGAAACAAAGAUGGCAUAUCCGGUUCCGUGCUACUCGUACGACAUUUGCCUUUGCUGAUUUUGUAUAUAUCAUGAUUCCUGGGCGAGCUAUGAUGUUUAGAGACGAUCAUAAUGUUGAGGAAUUCCAUGAAAUCAAAACUACUCGGAGAAGUCUCAACUCUCCUCCUCUAAUAGUACCUCGUGAGGAUGGGUCAAUGCAAGAAGUGGACGAGGUGCGAUGGUUCGUGUAUAGGAAGUUACACUAUAUUUGGAUUGAAAAAGAGGGGAAAAUUAACCUCGAUGACGAAAGAGAUGGACAUUGGGUUGCACCAGGGGACACUGUUAGCCACCAGUGGAAAGAUAUUUUAACUGGUAUAUUUAACUACGAACAGAAGUUUUUACCCAAGUCUUACUUUUUUGAAAAUCUCCUCUUCACGUUUUUCACAAUAUUAUUGCACGAGGGACGGGAUUUGAUGAACUUGAGGUUUCUUUUCCAUGUACCAUUUUUAUUUAGUCCCUUCAAUGCCCUAUUCCCAUUAUUGAUGCGUGCUAGAAUUCAGGUUUCUCAACGCCUUGCUACUUACGGGUUAAAUUCCAUAGAAAUUAAACUUCGUUCGAUUCCUGUGCUGUUAUUCAUGGAGGUCAUUUCUCCGUUCUACAUUUUUCAAAUAUUCAGUGUCACUAUUUGGUAUAGUGAUGAAUAUUGUUAUUAUGCCUCGGUUAUUGUUCUCAUGUCAGUUUGUUCAAUAAUUAUGGAUGUUUAUCAAACGCGGGGACAGGAGAAGAGGCUACGGGCAAUGGUUCAUUCGAGCAGUGAAGUUGAAGUGGUUAGGAACGGUGGAUUCGUAACGCGUAUCAACAGUGAACAGCUUGUUCCUGGUGACAUUCUUCUAAUUCCACCACAUGGUUGUCUUCUUCAAUGUGAUGCUGUACUAAUGAGUGGAACAGCUAUUGUUAAUGAAAGUAUGUUAACAGGAGAAUCGGUUUCUCUCGUUGAAGAUCAUCAAGAAACGCAUCUGUCUACAGAAAAACAUUCUAAAAAUGUACUGUUCUGUGGAACACAAGUUCUUCAAACGCGGUAUUACCGAGGUCAAAAAGUGAAGGCGGUAGUACUUAGAACGGGAUUCUCUACCAUGAAAGGGCAGCUUGUGAGAUCAAUAAUGUAUCCGAAGCCCGUUGACUUUCGCUUCACAAAGGAUUUGUUUAAGUUCGUGGGAUUUCUCGGAUGUAUUUCACUUUGUGGGUUUGUUUACACGGUGGUUAUAAUGUUACGAAGAGGAAGCAAUCUACGUCGUAUCAUCGUACGGGCGUUAGACAUAAUCACAAUCACCGUUCCACCUGCCUUACCUGCGGCUAUGUCAGUGGGAAUCAUUAACUCACAACUACGGCUUAAAAAGAAAGAGAUAUUUUGUAUCUCACCAUCGACAAUUAACACCUGUGGAGCGAUCAACGUUGUUUGUUUUGACAAAACUGGCACAUUGACUGAAGAUGGUCUGGAUUUUCACGUUCUCCGAGCUGUCGUACCAGCUGUCAAUAACCGUCCGCCGAUGUUCACCACUGAAUUUAGUCGUAUGAGUCGCGAUGAAUUGCCUCAUGCAGGAGAUCUCGUAAAUGCGAUUGCCACAUGUCAUUCUCUCACAAGAAUUGAUAGUGUUCUUCAUGGCGAUCCUCUUGACCUCGUACUAUUUCAAAAAACUGGAUGGAUCCUUGUAGAAGCCGGCGAUGACGAGGCGGAUCACGAUGAGACGGAGAUUUCAUCACUUCAACGAAUGUCGGUCAUAGUUUUCAAUCCUUCCAAGGAUUCUCAUUCAAUGACUCUUUAUUGUAAAGGAGCUCCUGAAAUGGUUCACUCCCUAUGCAACCCAACAACAAUACCAGAAGAUUAUUUCACAGUUGUGAACGAAUACGCUCAACACGGAUUUCGUCUAAUAGCAGUGGCCCGUCGUCCUCUGAGUCUUAAUUUCAGAAAGGCUGCAAAAGUGCCACGAGCUAGCGUGAGUGCUGCUCUUAUUUUUAACAGGAUCGUGACAGGCAAUCGUUUUCAGGUGGAAUGUAAUUUGGAGCUUUUGGGUCUGAUCGCAAUGGAAAACCGUAUAAAACCAGUAACGUUGGGUGUAAUCAAUGAGUUAAAUCGGGAAAAUUUUAGAGCUCGGAUUAGAACAGUUAUGGUAACCGGUGAUAAUCUGCUCACUGCAAUGAGUGUAGCGCGGGAAUGUGGUAUAAUAAAAUCAGAUAAACGAGCUUUCCUCAUAGAGCAUUGUGCUGGUGAGGUCGAUUCAAUUGGGAGGACUAAAAUUGUUGUCAAGCAGUCAGUCUCUUCGUCUGGUGAGCUGUUAGAAGAUGAUACUAUUUUCUCUAAAAAUGGAAUAGAUGUGGAGAAAGGAAAGCUAAUAAAAAACAGCUAUCACUUCGCUAUAUCAGGUCCUACAUUUGCCGUUAUUUCUCACGAAUAUCCUGACAUCCUUCCCUCACUGGUGUGUAUAUGUGAUGUGUUUGCUCGGAUGGCUCCUGAUCAAAAGCAACAGCUGGUGAACGGUCUUCAAGAAAUUGGUUAUACAGUGGCUAUGUGUGGAGAUGGCGCUAAUGACUGUGCCGCUUUAAAGGCAGCUCAUGCAGGCAUAUCGCUCUCAGAUGCAGAAGCAUCAAUUGCUGCUCCAUUCACAUCAAAAGUUGGAUUGUUUUCUAUGUUAUUUAUUUUCAUAUCUUCGAGUGUUCACUCGCAGGUGGCGGAUAUUCGUUGUGUGCCGAUGGUCAUCAGCGAAGGGCGAGCAGCUCUCGUAACGUCUUUUGGAAUUUUCAAGUACAUGGCUGGUUACUCCUUGACGCAGUUUGUUACUGUGAUGCUUCUGUAUUACAUUUCAAACAUACUUACAGACGGGCAGUUCAUGUAUAUCGACAUGUUCUUAAUUACACUGCUAGCCGUUUUAUUUGGAAACACAUCAGCUUAUGAAAAGCUUUACCCUACACCACCACCUACACGACUUUUAUCAGCCGCCAGCAUUUGCAGUGUUUUGGGACAGCUCGCCAUUAUGGGUAGCACUCAGAUCUUGUCUGUACAAAUCGUUUUCGACAUUUUAGUCCGACUAGAUUGUUUUAUUAAGCUCUUCGUUUUCGUAAUGACAACUGCGCAACCGUGGUUUAUUCCCUAUAACACACCUAGAGGAGACGAAGUAGACGACAAGAGGAGCAUGCAGAUGCUACAGUCGCAGUCUUUUGUGGUGUUCAACAGAUGCAUGUUCGCAACUGUUAAGGCUGCAGUUAAGUGA